CGGGUGCUAUUGCGCAUGCGCGUCUCAUUCUCAACCGGGAGCGCGUUUCUCGUUAGGAGGGAAUGGCAUGCAGCUGUUUGUAAGCGCGCGUGCACCUGCGGUUUGCGUUUAAUUCAACGGAAGUGGUUUUGAGAUGUUCUCAAAAAGAGGUCAUUGAUCUUUUUUUUGUAUCACUUUUAGAGGACUGUAGACUAACUAACCCAAGCUAUAAGUUUACAUUAUAUUAAAAAAAAACCUAUUCUCUUUGGCCAUGAUUGCCACAUUAUGGGGCUUAAUGGUGACUGUGCUGCUGAUGUGUGAAGUCCAGGGGUUUUAUAAACAAACUGAAAGCAAUGAUACCAUCAUAUGUACAGCCAAAAACAUGUUCGCGCAGAUUUCCAAAGAUUUCACUCAGCCAGUGCCAACGUAUAUUUAUGUCCAAGAUGAGCAUGGUCAGUACCGUAAUGCUAGGAAGAUGGCAGGGAGGUGCUCAUAUGGCAUAACAGAGACACCACACUUUAUCAUCAUCUGUGUUUCACACAGCAGCUGUCACAUUCAGAAAACGGUCCAUGGUGGAAAAGUUACAUUCUGGGUGAAUAUUGUGGUGGUAAAGCUUCCCCGUUCCAAGCAAGGAUCAAUAUUUAGAGACCCUUUUUUUAAACUGACCAUGUCUUGUACAUAUGCACUGCUCAAUACUAGCAGCAGCACGUCUGUUAAAAUUAGAGCGCCGAUAUUAACAACUGCUUCCGUCCUGAAGAAGGAGGGCAUACUCCGUGCUCAGAUGAGAUUUGCCACAGAUUCUUCUUUCAGGAGCUUCUAUAAGAUCCAGGCACCUCCUGUGAUGCACACUCUGGGGGAGCCAGUAUUUGUGGAGGUAUUUGUCCUAAAGCAUGAGGAUAAAGACCUCGAGCUUGUGCUUAACGAGUGUUGGGCUACACCCAGUCCUGACCCACAGGAUGAGCUCAAAUGGAAUCUGCUUCACAGAGGCUGUCCUCGACAAGAUGACGACUACAGUGUUGAAGUCCUAGAGGUUCGGCCUGGUGAUGGAGUAAAAUAUCCCAAGCUUCACAAGUGGCUGAAGAUUACAAUGUUCUCUUUUAUUGAGAGCGAAGACAUUUAUGAAUCUGUUUACUUGCAUUGUGAUGCAGAAGUUUGCAAAGGAGCUCGGUGUCCGAGGACCUGUAAUAGAAAGAGGAGGCAUGCUGGUGUCCAGAGGUUUCUCAACGGAAGAGUAGUUAUUCAAGGGGGGCCUCUGAUUUCAGCCAUGUGACUGCAUCAGUGCUGUGUAGCUGUUGUUUUCAAAAAACCUGGAGAACUAGUUUGAAUACUUAUGUAUAGUUGUAGGAAAUCCACUGUAAUAAAUGGGAGCCAAAAUUUGUUUUAUGUUUUGUACACCUUUUGACACAAUAUGAUGUGGAACAUGUAAUUUAUGUGCUGUUUCUCAAAACUUCUCGAUUGUAUAUUCUGGGGGUGUUUCAUGACUGACAUAUUUAGUGUCAUGUUUGUUCUGGUAAUGAUAGAAAGAGCAGCUAAGGUCAGGGCCGUCUCAAGGUCACACCAUUUCACCAAGCAUGAGACACCCAAAAUCUUGUGGUUUUUGUUGAGUAGAUUAAUGUGUUAAUUAGUAUAUUUAUAACAGUUUAAAAAUGACUUUUUACCAGAUACACAUUUCAAAUUGGUCUUUGCAAUUUUGAGUCAGAAUCAGUUUUGUAAUUAGUAACAUGUCGUGGGUGUUUAUGAAGGAAUAUUCAGUGGUGUGAUGAAGUAAAAUAGCAGCAUUAACAUACUAUAUACCUCAAAUUUAAAUUAAUUCCCCAAAUAUACAAUUAUCCCUCACUAACUGUA
Molecule: messenger RNA, 1824 nt
Organism: Pangasianodon hypophthalmus (striped catfish)
Lineage: Eukaryota; Metazoa; Chordata; Actinopteri; Siluriformes; Pangasiidae
Product: zona pellucida sperm-binding protein 4-like
Exons: 8
Coding region: 251-1249 (332 amino acids)
Biological process (GO): binding of sperm to zona pellucida; prevention of polyspermy
Cellular component (GO): egg coat
Molecular function (GO): acrosin binding; structural constituent of egg coat
Source: RefSeq, a predicted model, not a curated record